UUCCAUUAGAUCAUUAAUGUAUAUCCCCUGAGGGCGAAAUAUCGAUACAAGUUAAAAACUAAGUGUCACUUUGACAAAGAAACCCCAUUCCUUCAGGCACCAGUCAAUCUCGCGAUACAGCCGAUAGUCUAAACUAAAAUCCACGCACCUAAUAGGCGAACCAAUUUAAGGAAGCGACAUCCAGCCACUAAAAAGCCAAAUAAUUCAAAGACCAUCAUUCAAUUUAACCUAAACGUGGUUGAAAUGUCAUUAAUAAUUCAUCUCUUUAGUAGUUUUAACUUCCUCAAACUACGCAACUGAACCUUAGCAGACGUUUGGGUUUGAUGUUCGUCUUUCUCUUCGAAAGCUAAGAUCAUCUGGAGUGUUUUCUUCACCAUAUUCAAAGAACAGUACAUCGUAUCCUAGCGACAAAAACCCUCGCGCUACCAUCUUGUCCAAUUAGUAAGAUGAUGGGACUUGUUAUCUAAGUCCAAGCCAGAGCAGUUUGAAUUACAUUACAUUAGAAGCAAAAGACCGUACAAUUAUGAACAGCACAACCGGAAUGAUGCACGCCACAGAGCGUUCACAACUUGAAGAGACGUUCGCUGUACUCAUCACCGCGAUGCUUAUGCCUCUAAUUCUUGUUGGAAACCUAUUGGUCAUGACGUCUUACAAGAUUAAUCAUCGGCUAAGAACUCGUACGUAUACUUUCCUUGUCAACCUUGCCGUGUCGGACCUCAUCGUCGGUGGAAUAAACAUCCCACUAUGGCUCUCGUGCAUAAUCAACUACGAUCGAUGCUCGUCAUACAAAACAUUUGUCAAAAUAUUCAAGAUUUUUGACCUAUUCGGUGCCUAUGCCUCGAUAUUUCAUUUGACUGCUAUAAGUAUCGAGAGGUAUAUUGCUGUCGUUAGACCCUACUCUUUCCAGCAGCUGCGACAGAAAAGCUUCUACAUCGUCUCGGUAUUCGCUUGGUCGUUGUCUUUAUUGAUGGCAUCGCUGUCCUGGUUCAGUGCAAGUCAUUUUAACCUCAAGAUCUACAAUGUUGCGAUAUUUUUAUUGGGCUUCGCGCUUCCAGCUGCUAUUGUGGUAUCUAUGUAUUUUGGAAUAUUUAAAGCUGCAAAGUCUUUAGCAUUAAGAACUCCGGUAUUCCCUCAAAAUGGACGAAAAAACCAAAUGAUCAUGCGCGAGGAUAGAAAAGUUGCAGUCACAGUUGCUGUGAUCAGCGGUCUCUUCAUCAUCGCAUGGCUGCCAUUUUUCAUCCUUUCCAUCAUCGCCGCGUUUUGCUUCGAAUGUUUCCCCGCCAAUGCUACAGACACGCUUCGGAUCGUUACGUCAGUCAAGUGGUUACAUUAUAGCAACAGUAUGGUCAAUCCUAUUGUAUACGCUCUGCGUGACGAGGAGAUGAGAAAUACGUUUAAAAAAAUACUUAAGAUAAAGACUUGUUACGGACAGUUGCGCAACAGAAGUAGGAAGCACUCGGAGAAAAUAAUCUCUGAGCUUAGGUCUUUAGGAAAACACAGCUCCCCUGAGGAGAUGGAUGGUGAAAAAUAAGAUUUUUUGUUCGAGGUUCGUUUAAUUAGACAGUUUAAGGAGGCUUUCCAUACGAUUUUUCCCGAACGCGUGCGCGCUCUAAGUAGGACGAGGUAGGCACUGUUAUUUGGAAUAGUCCCCUUCACAGUUCCUUGCGCCAUCUUGCAGUGCGAACACACUAACCGGGACAACAUGAACAAAAUUUAAGAUCACCUUUUUUUUUGCCAAUCAAGAUAGAGCAAAAUCAUUAUCAUAUUGACCAUAAAAGGUAACCGUGUCUGUGCAUCGAAGCGAUAACGGAGGUGACCUUACAAUGAUAUAGACCUCAUUAGAAUAGUAAGACAAUUGGUGUUAAUUAACUGAACAAAAGAAAGUGUGCAAGGGAGUCUGGUAGUGGUAGUAAAUGAUGCUAUUAUGGAAGUGUCUGUUCUUGCUUCGAUGCAAAGGCACGCUUACCUUUCAAGAUAUCGAUUAGCUAAUUUCAAUUUUAAAUUCCAUGUUUGUGGACGAAUACUCUCGCAUUCAUCUAAACUCGAGCACCCGCACAUGACCAUUACAUUAGAAAUUCAAAAAUUCAGUAAUUCGAUCAUUAAUAGUAGUUAAUGGUGAGCAAAGUUUCAUACAUUGUAAACUUAUUUAUUUAUUUAUUUUAAUAUGUAACCCUGUAUCUAGUAUAGUGUAUAUUUUAACGAUCGAUAGAUGCGGGAUUGAACUAUUAUUAUUAUUAUCAAUUCUAAUUACCGAUUAGUGAAGAAGAACUUUACUACGGUGUUGUUGAAUAAAAAUAUUUCACAGUUUUCUAGGUUUAUAUUGUCUUGGUUUGUUAGUAGGGAUUGCAUAGAGAAAUGAAGAGAGGAGAAA
Messenger RNA from Actinia tenebrosa (Australian red waratah sea anemone), 2371 nucleotides. RefSeq names its product trace amine-associated receptor 13c. NCBI's taxonomy places the organism in Eukaryota, Metazoa, Cnidaria, Anthozoa, Actiniaria, Actiniidae. Gene Ontology annotation, biological process: G protein-coupled receptor signaling pathway, coupled to cyclic nucleotide second messenger; chemical synaptic transmission. Gene Ontology annotation, molecular function: neurotransmitter receptor activity; G protein-coupled serotonin receptor activity. The record is from RefSeq and is a predicted model, not a curated record. Gene Ontology annotation, cellular component: dendrite; plasma membrane.